Messenger RNA from Fusarium keratoplasticum, 1632 nucleotides. RefSeq names its product Alpha-galactosidase. Gene Ontology annotation, molecular function: hydrolase activity, hydrolyzing O-glycosyl compounds. Lineage: Eukaryota; Fungi; Ascomycota; Sordariomycetes; Hypocreales; Nectriaceae. Bases 1 to 1632 code for a protein of 543 amino acids. Gene Ontology annotation, biological process: carbohydrate metabolic process. The record is from RefSeq and is a predicted model, not a curated record. The transcript has 5 exons.
AUGUCGGGACUUUUGCUCGCUAGCCUCAUCGCUUUGUCUGGCGCUUACGCCAAGACUGUGAGGUCUCCAACUCCUCCCAUGGGCUGGAACACGUACAACCGGUACAAUUGCAACCCAACCGAGGAAAUUGUCAAGGCCAACGCCAAGGGCAUGGUGGAUUUGGGCUUUGCGGAACUCGGCUAUACGAUUGUUGCCGUGGACUGUGGAUGGAUGACAAACGAAAGAGACGAGAACAAUCGAUUGCAAUGGAACACUAAGAUUUUCCCAUCUGGUCCCAAGGCUCUUGGCGAGUAUAUCCAUGACUUGGGCCUCGAGUUUGGCCUUUACUCUGGGGGCGGGUACUACCAAUGUGGCUCUACUGACCUUCCUGGAUCAUUGGGUUAUGAAGAGAUCGAUGCCCAGUCCUUUGCCGACUGGGGCGGUGAUGCCCUCAAAUAUGACAAUUGUUACUCAACGUCCAAAACCGUCAUGGUCGAUUCCACUUCGCCUGAGGCCCAAAGCCCAGAUCGAUUCAUCAAGAUGGGCGCAGCCCUUAAUGAGACUGACCGAGAUAUCAAAUUAUUCCUCUGCCAGUGGGGUAUCGGCGAGAAUGUCCCAGACUGGGCUGCUCCCUUGGGCAACACCUGGAGAAUGAGCAACGACAUCUUUGGUGCCUGGCGGGCUAUCUGGCGCAUCACCAACCAAGUCGUCGGCCAUGCCAAGCACACUCGUCCAGGUGCAUUUGCAGACAUGGACAUGCUUGAAAUCGGGCUCGGCUUCCUGUCUUUUGAGGAAGAGAGAUUUCACUUUGGCUUCUGGUCCAUGAUGAAGUCGCCUCUCCUUAUCGGAGGAGUCUUGGAUGAGAAGGAAAUGCCAAGUGAAUCUAUCAAGAUCAUGUCCAACAAGGAGGUCAUUGCCAUCAACCAAGACCCCCUGGGCAAGGCAGCUGAACUCGUUAUCCGAUAUACCGAGGAAGAGUGGGAUGUGUGGGCCGGCGACCUUUCUUCCAAUCGAAAGGUGUUGGCUGUUGCCAACUGGAAGAACGAGUCUCAGACGGUGGACGUUGAUUUAAGUCUGAUCGGCGUGGACAAGGCUAAGGCCCGUGACGUCUGGGCUCAUGCUGACGGUUCUAUCUCUGAUAUCGAGACCUUUGAACUGAAGGCUCAUGAGCUUAGACUCCUCGUAUUGAGCGAGAUUGAAGAGGCUUCACGUCCCAAGGAACUCAGCUACUACGCCGCUGACGAUGCAUCUCUCGAGGGGUCCGCCAAAAUUGUCGAUUGCAGCAAGACCGAGUGCCUGCCAGUGAACAAGAAGAUCGGAGACAUCGGCGGCAAAGACACCAAAGUCACCUUCAAGUCAGUCAGCGCCCCUCGAGAUGGUGAAGUGCUCGUGGGCAUCGACUUUACCAACUACGACUAUCGCCAUACCAUGUGGGACUGGGAAUCCAACACUCGCAACAUGACCAUCACUGUCAACAAAGGAGAUUCCAAGCGCUGGGCUUUCCCAAUCGCUGGUGGAGACUGGUUUGAGAGUGGCAGGCUGAACGUUGUGCUUGAUGGUUUCGUUAAAGGAGACGACAACACUGUCACUUUCACGCCAUCAUCGUCCUCGGGCUGGGCUCCUGAUCUGGUGGGAUUUGAGAUAUUCGAGUAA